This is a messenger RNA of Lutra lutra (Eurasian river otter), 7749 nucleotides long. RefSeq names its product glutamine--fructose-6-phosphate transaminase 1 (gene GFPT1). The transcript has 20 exons. The record is from RefSeq and is a predicted model, not a curated record. Bases 157 to 2256 code for a protein of 699 amino acids. Gene Ontology annotation, molecular function: L-glutamine:D-fructose-6-phosphate transaminase (isomerizing) activity; carbohydrate derivative binding. Gene Ontology annotation, biological process: UDP-N-acetylglucosamine metabolic process; fructose 6-phosphate metabolic process; carbohydrate derivative biosynthetic process. NCBI's taxonomy places the organism in Eukaryota, Metazoa, Chordata, Mammalia, Carnivora, Mustelidae.
GAGAAGGCUGUCGUUGCUUCGGCCGUCGCAUCCGCGAGGGAGUCGUGUUGGCUUGCCCCGGGCCCCUAAGCUCGCCGAUCGCCCCUGACGCUCGUGUGUGCGCUCCCGACCUCGCCAGCCGUUCGCUGCUCGCUAGCCGACCGUGCCUUCUGCAUCAUGUGCGGUAUAUUUGCUUACUUAAACUACCAUGUUCCUCGCACAAGACGAGAAAUCUUGGAAACCUUAAUCAAAGGCCUUCAGAGACUGGAGUACAGAGGAUAUGAUUCUGCUGGUGUGGGAGUUGAUGGAGGCAAUGACAAGGAUUGGGAAGCCAAUGCCUGCAAGAUCCAGCUCAUUAAGAAGAAAGGGAAAGUUAAGGCACUGGAUGAAGAAGUUCACAAACAACAGGAUAUGGAUUUGGAUAUCGAAUUUGAUGUACACCUUGGAAUAGCUCAUACCCGUUGGGCAACACAUGGAGAACCCAAUCCUGUCAAUAGCCAUCCCCAGCGUUCUGAUAAAAAUAAUGAAUUUAUUGUUAUUCACAAUGGAAUUAUCACCAACUACAAAGACUUGAAGAAGUUUUUGGAAAGCAAAGGCUAUGACUUUGAAUCGGAAACAGAUACAGAGACAAUUGCCAAGCUUGUUAAGUACAUGUAUGACAAUCGGGAAAGUCAAGACAUCAGUUUUACUACCUUGGUGGAGAGAGUUAUCCAACAAUUGGAAGGUGCUUUUGCACUGGUAUUUAAAAGUGUUCAUUUUCCUGGCCAAGCAGUUGGCACAAGACGAGGUAGCCCUCUUUUGAUUGGUGUACGAAGUGAACAUAAGCUCUCUACUGAUCACAUUCCAAUACUCUACAGAACAGCUAGGACUCAGAUUGGAUCAAAAUUCACACGGUGGGGAUCACAGGGAGAAAGAGGGAAGGACAAAAAGGGAAGCUGCAAUCUCUCUCGUGUGGACAGCACAACUUGCCUUUUCCCUGUGGAAGAAAAAGCAGUGGAAUAUUACUUUGCUUCUGAUGCAAGUGCUGUCAUAGAACAUACCAAUCGUGUCAUCUUCCUUGAAGACGAUGAUGUUGCAGCAGUGGUAGAUGGCCGUCUUUCUAUCCAUCGAAUUAAACGGACUGCGGGAGAUCAUCCUGGGCGAGCUGUGCAGACCCUCCAGAUGGAACUGCAGCAGAUCAUGAAGGGCAACUUCAGUUCAUUCAUGCAGAAAGAAAUUUUUGAGCAGCCCGAGUCCGUUGUGAACACGAUGCGAGGAAGAGUCAACUUUGAUGACUAUACUGUGAAUUUGGGCGGUUUGAAAGAUCACAUUAAGGAGAUCCAGAGGUGUCGGCGUUUGAUUCUUAUUGCCUGUGGGACGAGCUACCAUGCUGGUGUAGCAACACGUCAAGUUCUUGAAGAGCUGACUGAGUUGCCUGUCAUGGUGGAGCUUGCCAGUGAUUUCCUGGAUAGAAACACUCCGGUUUUUCGAGAUGAUGUUUGCUUUUUCAUUAGUCAGUCAGGUGAGACAGCAGACACCCUGAUGGGUCUUCGGUAUUGUAAGGAGAGAGGAGCUUUAACUGUGGGGAUCACAAACACCGUGGGCAGUUCCAUAUCAAGGGAGACAGACUGUGGCGUUCACAUUAAUGCUGGGCCCGAGAUUGGUGUGGCCAGCACGAAGGCUUACACCAGCCAAUUUGUAUCCCUUGUCAUGUUUGCCCUCAUGAUGUGCGAUGACAGGAUCUCCAUGCAAGAGAGACGCAAAGAGAUCAUGCUUGGACUGAAGCGACUGCCUGAUUUGAUUAAGGAGGUACUGAGCAUGGAUGAUGAAAUUCAGAAACUGGCAACAGAACUUUAUCACCAGAAGUCAGUCUUGAUAAUGGGACGUGGCUAUCAUUAUGCUACUUGUCUUGAAGGGGCACUGAAAAUCAAAGAAAUCACUUACAUGCACUCUGAAGGCAUCCUUGCUGGUGAAUUGAAACACGGCCCUCUGGCAUUGGUGGACAAAUUGAUGCCGGUUAUCAUGAUCAUCAUGAGAGAUCACACUUACGCCAAGUGUCAGAACGCUCUUCAGCAGGUGGUUGCCAGGCAGGGACGCCCAGUGGUGAUUUGUGAUAAGGAAGAUACCGAGACCAUUAAGAACACAAACAGAACAAUCAAGGUGCCCCACUCAGUGGACUGCUUGCAGGGCAUCCUCAGUGUGAUUCCCUUGCAGCUGCUGGCUUUCCACCUUGCUGUGCUGAGAGGCUAUGACGUUGAUUUCCCCCGGAAUCUUGCCAAAUCUGUAACUGUAGAAUAAGGAGCAUCUGCAACUCUGGGCGGUUGAGCAACACAAGAUACCUUUUGUAUUUAACACCUUGAUUUAAAAUACCACCCUCUGAAGCCUUUUUUAGUAAAUCCUUAUUUAUAUAUCGGUUAUAAUUAUUCCACUCAAUUUGUGAUUUUUGUGAAAUUACCUCAGAUUUUUCCAGUAAUUUGUGGGGGAGUUUAAAUAAUGGAAUUUAUAUUGGAAUUGUUAUCACAAAGAGAUUCAGCUCUCAUUUUCUUUCAAGGAUGCCGGGUGUUGAAUUUCUGGGCCCUGCACUUCAAUCUGGGAGGAUUGUGUGUUUUUAGAAUAAUUGGCCUUUGUUUUACUGUGCUUCUCUUCAUUCAGCCCAAAGAAAGUAUAGUACAUUUAAUUGGAAUAUCUAAAGACAGAGGCAAUGUAUGCAAAUGCUUAGACAUUUGAUUAAGGUUUUGUUAAGUUUACGAAUUAAGAGAAGAUGCUGUGAUUUGUUUUGAAAUUUGUGUUUUGUUUUUAAGUCACACUUGUAGAACUUAAAAACUGAAAGCUUUUCUUAGUGGGGUUUCUAUGUAAGUUGGGUUAACCUGAGUGUCUCUGACCCGUUGCUUGUUAUGUGGAGGUCGAGUCGGAGUUAAGGUAGGAAGCUAGAGUAUGGUAGUACAUUGGUUUUCUCCACUCUUAACAGCAAGUAUUUGCACAAUUUUAUAGCAGAAACUCUAAUUUUGAGCUGCUUUGGACAGUUGACAACAUGAUUUUCUGUGUGAAGUUGGGGGACCUCCAGGUGGGGUGUCCUAUUCCUAGUUUUUCCAUCUUCUAAAACUGGUUUUUAUUUCCUUGUAUCUGUAGUUUUUUGUUCCUUGUGUUUUUGUUUUUGUUUUUUUAAUGUCUUGUUCUUGGAAAUCACCACACAAAGUUGCAGUCAUGCGUCUGUGAUUAAAUCAGUACUGAUAUAUGCAGAGUUCUCUACUUUUUGUUCCGAGGAAACAUUGCUUGCAGUGAAUUUUAACUUUUUACUGCCUUGUUACAUAAAACUCAUACCAGCCUGCCAGUUGGAAGUUCUUUGUAGUUUGGAAGAUUUGCAAGUCUUUUGACUAAUCAUUUGAUUGUAAAUGUAUGUGCUGAGCUAGGUUUAGAGAAAGCUGUAUGUUUUACACUGAUGCUAGUGAAGGAUUGCGUCAAAUAUAGUAUUAUUUCCUAGGUAUACUUCUCUACUGUCUGUGUUCCACCCCUCAAAUCUAUUUAGGAAUGAAGAAGAUACAAAUAAGUAAAGUGGUAUCAAGGUGCCUUCAGCUGGUUUAUGUCAGAAACAGAAUUUAACAAUUUAGAUUAAAAUAGAGUAGAAUAUUAGUUUGACACCCACCAUGUUGUGAGUAAUCAUUUCUUUAUGGGGCUUUUUGGCCAAAUCUUGGGGGUUAUAGAGCAGUGUGUUUGUGUUUUGGUGAAGUCCUUCUCUUUUUAAAGUUUUUGCCUUUAACUUGUGAAGGUAAGAUAUUUAGCAUAGUUAUUUAAGUAAAUUCAGGCUUUUUCUUUUUUCUGUGUUUGAAUUUCUUGGUGAGGUUAAGAUUUUCUAAUAGCUGUUGCUACAAGGGGAGCACAGGAUUCUGCUUGUGUAUUAGGGUUAGAAAAAUACUUAGCAUAUUUUGAGGUACUUUGGAAGAACUGUCCUCCAUGGAGACUAGAAACCUGGUUGUUUUUAAAAAUAAAAUAAGGUUACUAUUUACAUCAUUCUAUGUAUGUUGUCACUAUAGCUAUAUUUAUCUAUUUUAAUUGUUUCUGAGAUGAUUUUGUUUAGGUCUGCUAGUUUUAGUAUGUGUAUAGUGUCAUUUCUUAUGUUAAAUUAGCAUUUUAUGUCUGAUUUGUGUGGAUUUGUAACAUUUCUUAAUGGUCUGAAGUUUAAGUCGGCAUUCUAAGUGAACAAAUAUGUGAAAUCAAUCAUUGGUUUUCAAUUUCUCUUUUUCUCUUCCUCUAUGUCUGUCUGUGUCUCUCUCUCUCUCUCCCUCUCUCUCUCUCUCACACACACACACACACACACACACACACACACACACACACACACUUCAAGCUAGGAUAAGUUCUGAACUGAAUAUCAAAAGCUGAUAUUAAAGAAAAAAGAAGUGAUAUUUUCCAAAUAAACAUGGUUUCUCUUUUUUGUCCCUUCUUGCUUCUUACUUUAUUUCACGUAGUGAUUUUUAAAUGCCUUUGUGUAUUAAUUACAAACACAAAAAAGGAUACUCUAAUGAGGCAAAUCACUAAUAAGUGUGCAUGCCUAGUUAGAACCAAUGUAAUAUUAAUAGGUAAGAGAAUCUGGUUUUUCAAGAAAGGUAUUCUACAAAAGGAGUCUUAUAUAAAAAGUUCUUUCUUGUAGUACAUUUAGAGUUUAAAUUCAUUCACAUGUAACUUAGAGUUCCUUACCUCAGCCCUGAGCCCUUUUUAGGCUGGGAUCAUGGGUAACGUCUCACACAUGGCUCAGCAAAUGAUGUUUCCUUUGCAGUGAGUUGGCUUUUCUGUCUUUUUAAAAUUCCCUGUGCCAUAGGAAUGAGUGGGAAGAGGAAAUUAAUGCUCACUGUUUUUAGUGUGCUCUAAUUGUGUCAGCCUCCUACUAUGGGCAAGUCACUGUGCCAGGACCUGGAAAGGACAUCAUGUUGAAAGCAGAGUCUGCUUGUCCCCAGGCAGACUUAUUACUGGUGAAGACCAAGAUCAUUGCGGGCACAAGGUGAAGGGAGUGGAAAAGUGGAGGUGAGCUGGGUUGUUAAAUAAUGGUCCAAGUUUAGGGAAGUAUAAUGUUCAAAAGAGGGAAGGUGCAUUUUGUAGAGUGCGCUGUUGCCACAGGCUGCGUGGACCACCACAUGUCUGUGGUGUGCCAGGGAGCGGCAAAGGCACAUGCACAAGGGAGAAAGCAAGCAUCGGUACUACUCCAUGGGGCGGACGCAGGGCUGUCUGCAGGUGUGGCUGAGGGUUAAGAGAGCUAACACAGAUUUUCUCUCUUAGUUUUGUGGCAAGUUGUUUCUAAGAUGAUGUCAUCUUAGCUUUCUGACUACAGAUCUUUUGGCCUAAGCUAAUCAUGAGGACAGGAGGAAAAGGAGCCUCCUUGCCCCCACUCCCCGUCUUUUUUAGCUUCUUGGUAAUGUUUAUUUGGCACUUACUUAUAUUGUCUUCAAAGGAGGAAGACCAGCUGAAAUGUUUGCUUUAACAAAUAUAUUUUAAGAAGUCCUUUGGAGUCAGUGUUUUAUCUGCUUAAGAACUUAGGAUAUACUACAGCAAUAAAAGGGAAAGGCUAAUGUUAACAGUAGUAUGUGAAAACUUGUGAUUUUUCUAAAAAGCACAAUGUUAUUGAAAAGUGUUUGUUGAAGAAGAAAUCAUAGCUCACACGGAAUUUGCAAAGGCCAAAGAAAUGGAAGGGAAUGGUAAAGGAAGGUAUUUUAGCCUUAUGUCCACGUAGUCAGUGGGUUUUAUCUACCAGACUACCAGAUAGUGUCGUCUUCAUGAAAACAUACUUCAGAUCGCUUUCUGUGUUCUUCAUGUUAGAAUCUCAAGUUUAGAAAAUUAACACAUCGGUUUUUUUCUCAAAAUAUUUAAGGAUUAUUAAUAUAUCAGUAUUUCCGUAGCUUGAUGAGUUUAACCAUAUCUUCAGAUCUGUGACAUGACAACCGAUAGGACUGAUAACAUUUGCUUUGAACCAAUAAUGUCCAGGGUUAAAAGAAAAUCAUAGUUAACUAGGAAGAUUGUAAAGUUAUGCUGUAUUAACUUGUAAGUCUGUAAUAGCUUGGUAUCACUGUUAAGGAAUCUACCAUAAAUAAUGGCUAAUGAGAAUGUUUUAGGAAAUUCUUGAAUUACCUUUCUACGGUACUCAGAAUGAAUACAGAAAUGAUCCUGUUAGCUUUUUAAAUGUUCUGUGGUUGACUUUCGGUUUGUUUUUUUUGGUGUCUUUUUCUCCUUUUUCUCUCUCUUUCUUUCUUCUUUCUUUUUUGCUUAAAUAAAACUUUUGGUAUUUGUUUAAAUUAUACUGAUUGUGAGCGGGAGGUUUUAGAAUAUUUGCUUUGUUUCAGUUCUGUUAUAUAAAUGUGUAGUUUACUGAGCCAUUGGAUCAUUUCUUCCUCAUGUCUAGUAAGUCCAAUAACUCUAACCUUGAACUGUGAAUAAAUUACCAAAACUUACUGAGAGUUGCAUUUUGAAGCAAUUUGCCAAUAUUUGAAGUAUAUACAUGUUUGUAGAUGUGUUAAAGAUUGUAUUGCACUAAGAAUGUAGCCAGUGUUAGUUGUUAGUAAACUUUUCUGAUGUUAGAAGUUACUUCAUUACUAUUGCUUUUUAAAAGAAGAGAUGAUUGGAUAAAUAUAAUCAAGAGUUUCAUGUCUCCAACUUGCCAGUUGUUUUUUGAAAGAAUCAUUAGAUUAAAACAAAGGAUCUACUUUUUAUGAUGUCAUAUACCUUAACAAGUCUUUUAAAAUUUUUUGUGAGAAUGUGUUGUUUCUAGCGAAUUUCUAGUGUAUACAGUGAUCAACAGCUUUGCGUAAGUAAAUUGAUAGUUGCAAAAGAAGGAUAUUUAAGAUGGGUGAGUAACAAGACAGCAUGUAUGCUAAAGUUUCUGUAGUAUCUGGCAAUCUGUUAAUUAUAGAACAAAGAUUCCUUUUACAGGAUCCUUUUAUAAACAGCAAGCGAAAAUCCCUAUCCCGAGUGCUUACAGCACUUGCUGUGUUCUGCAGGAGACAGAGUUAUGAGCCAGGGUAGUUUGAAUGAAUAGCUGUGCUGUUUUGCCUUCCCGGAGAUGGAGGCCAGUCCCUCAUCUCUGUCUCUGUGUUGCAGCAAAGCCUGGGGUUGCCACACAGCGUGGGUCAUUUUUUCCAUGGGCCACAUUUUGGCAUAAAAUCCAGCUUUACUUUUAUUAAGCAGUUAUCUUUAAAUUCUCCUCAGUUGGCUGGAAGUAUUUACUGAGUACUUACUAAAGGCCAAGAAAUAAUUUCCCUAAAAAAUUAGAGGCCUGUUUUUCAUUGGAGUGGCAUUUAAGAAAAAGAAAUUGUUAACUUUUUUUGGAUGAGGAGAAGAAGUGAGAGUUAAGCUUCUCUCAUUAAUCUGAAGGUAAAUAGGUGUCCUGCAUUUUACAAAAUGAUGUAAGAAAAGAAAUGAUGUCGGAACUUUAUUAAACAUCCUGGAGCUAUAAACUAAUCUUGUCAUUCUAUACAGAGAGGUUGCCAGGUUACAGGUCAUUUAACCAGCAGAUCCCUUCCCCAGAAGUAUGUGUGUAAUAAGAUAAAUUCAUUAUUUUCUUUUUUGGUUAGCAUGUGUACAGGGAUUAUUUGCAAGAUUGAAAGGCCACAUUUUUGAACUUCAUACUAACAUGAUUUAUUGGCUCAAAUUCCAAGGUUCACGUAUGUGUUUUCUCAUGUAUUUCUCUUAAUGCUGUCAUGUAGCCAUAUUUUCCUUUUCAUAUUUCAAGAGAUUUUUGAAAAUGAAGUAUGAAUGUACAGUUGAAAAUAUGGAAUAAAAAAUGGAGCUUGUAAACAAUUAGAGAAA